CGUUGGUGUGUCCCUAGCUAACUCUCUCCGGAGACAUGGACACCACAAUGAUUCAGCUCAGGUUGUUUGUCCAUCAAAGGCUGUACACAGCGGCAGAAGAGAUCCUCGGAGAGGUGGAGAAAACUAUAACGUUAGCUUUGCACGAAGCCGAAGUCAGUCAAUCUGAAGGGCUCAGAAGUCUGCGACAUCAGCUAACGUUAGACCUCUUGCGAAAACAAUCAGCUGCGGCGCCUUCACUGACCAUCAGCCCAGUGGUACGGGGAGAUGAAUGUGAUGCCCCACUGCUGCAGGAGAACACUGGUCCCUCAACACCAGAAGAGUCCAACUUCAGUCUUGGUGCUGAGGUGCCCGGACCCUCUCAAAUCAGUGCAGAUCUGGACAAUAAUAACUGGAACUACUGCUUGGUUCAGACAGACUUCAAGAUGUUAGAGAUAAAAGAAGAACAGGAGGAACUUGGGGAUGACAGUCAAACACAAGAGAUGGUUUUUCCUUCUCCGGAAAUUGUGAAAAGCGAGCAAGAUCAGCCAGAGACAGAACUAUCAUAUGAAUUGCAGCCAGUUUCUUCAGACUGCUCUGCAGCUCAGAGUGAGAACAGUGACCGUGAUGAGGAGUUGGUUACCAGCAAAGAACAGAAGAAAACAGUAAAAAGGAAAGGAAAGAUGUUGCAAAAGCGAAGUGGCAACAUGAAUGAGAAGGCAGCAUUGCCUCAUGACAAAAGUUCUGCUAAAAGUGAAAAAGAACACAGUUUUUGCCAUUUUUGUGGCAAGGGAUUUCAGUACAUUGGCUCUUUGAUGAAGCACAUAAAAACGCAUCAGAACAAUUUUGAUUGCACGGUUUGUGGGAUGACAUGCCAGUCAACAGAGCCGCUGAUAGCCCAUUUGAAAAGUUGUCACAAUAAAAAAUGGGUUUGCGAUGUUUGUUGCAAGCAUUUUUCCAAAAUUGGUUUUCUCCGGGUGCAUCAAAGAAGAAUGAAACACAAAGCUGCAGAGCCUUCACUGACCAUCAGCCCAGUGGUACGUGGAGAAGAAUGUGAUGCCCCACUGCUGCAGGAGAACACUGGUCCCUCAACACCAGAAAAGUCCAACUUCAGUUUGGGUGCUGAGGUGCCGUAUAGAAUUUAA
This is a messenger RNA of Perca fluviatilis (European perch), 1121 nucleotides long. RefSeq names its product myoneurin-like. NCBI's taxonomy places the organism in Eukaryota, Metazoa, Chordata, Actinopteri, Perciformes, Percidae. Gene Ontology annotation, molecular function: DNA-binding transcription factor activity; RNA polymerase II cis-regulatory region sequence-specific DNA binding. Bases 36 to 1121 code for a protein of 361 amino acids. Gene Ontology annotation, biological process: regulation of transcription by RNA polymerase II. The record is from RefSeq and is a predicted model, not a curated record. The transcript has 3 exons.